Closterium sp. Naga37s-1 is the source of this 1914-nucleotide messenger RNA. NCBI's taxonomy places the organism in Eukaryota, Viridiplantae, Streptophyta, Zygnematophyceae, Desmidiales, Closteriaceae. The record is from the annotation of a GenBank genome assembly.
AUGGAAGCUGAUCAACUAGCAGCAGCAGUUCCCCAUGUGGCACUUGCUGCUUCGGCUGAGCUCGCCGCAGGGGACGCGACUGGCGGAGAUACGCGCACCGAUGGCGGAGCUUUGUGCGCGGAUAACGGCGCGCGCGGGAAUGAAGAUGAGGGGAGAGGUGGAGUGAGUGGGGAAGGCAGAAUAGAGAAGAAAAGCGGAGAGGUAGGGAGCGACAAAGGGGAUGGAAAAGGAGAAAAGCGGGAUGGCGGAGAAAGGACGGAGGGCGGAGAAGGAGGGGAAGAGAGAGAGGGAUUAAGCAGCGGCAAGGUAUCGAAUGACGCUACUAACGGGGACACGAGCGCGCAGGAGGCCAAACCAGUAACUAAAAACGCUACUAACGGGGACGCGAGUGCGCAGGACGACAAGCCGCUGUCGAAGAACGCGCAGAAGAAACUGGCGAAGCGGCAGGCGAUGCAGGAGCGGAAAGAGCGCGAGCGCGCGGAGGCGCAGCAGAAGCGUGCGGAGCAGCAGAAGCGCGCGGAGCAGGAGGCGGCGGCCAAGGAGGCGAGCAUGACGGCGGAGGAGCGCGCGGAGGCCGCCGCUCGGCAGCGGGAGAAGGCGGAGGCGCGGCGGGUGGCGGAGGCGGAGAGGCGGAAGGCGUGGGCGGAAAAGGCGGAGAAGGGUCCGGGGCUGAUAAUCGACUUGGAGUUUGAAGAGCUGAUGGGGGAGAGGGAGCUGUCGAGCCUGCAGCAGCAGGUCAUGUUCUCCUACGCACUGAACCACCGCGCCCCCUCCCCCUGCCGCCUCACCCUCUCCGGCCUCCCCCCAGCCAGCCCCUUCCUGCACCGCCUGCAGCGAAUCGCCGGCUUCGACAGCUGGCACGGCGUGACUGUGGAGCCGCGUUCCUAUAUCGAAGCCUGGGCGGGCAGGGAGGUGGAGCUGGUGUAUUUGACUGCAGAUGCGGAGGAGGAGGUGGGGGAGGUGGAAGCGGGGAAGGUGUAUGUGGUGGGGGGGAUAGUGGAUCACAAUCGGUACAAGGGGCUGACUAAGGGGAAGGCGGAGAAGCAGGGGAUUAAGACGGCAAGGCUGCCAAUCGGGAAAUACCUCAACCUGAAAACUUCCAAGGUACUGGCAGUGAACCAUGUGGUGGACAUUAUUCUGCAGUACCUGCAGCACAGGGAUUGGGAGAAAGCAGUGGCGGCUGUUGUGCCUGAUAGGAAGAAGACGGACAGACCUGAGGGUGACAAUAAUGAGAGUGAUACUAGUGAAAGAGAAGCUAAGAGGGCUAAAUUGUGGUCGUCUCUCUAUCUGCACCACGCCUCUCCGCGCUGGUACCAGUUCGUCACCUCAACAUUCUGCCACGCUGGCUGGAGCCAUCUCUCAAGCAACCUCUUCUUCCUCUACAUAUUCGGCGCAGGUUCCAACCUCGUGUCCUGGCUGCUCCUCCCAUCGUACACCGUCUCUGUCGGUGCCUCUGGUGCCGUCUUUGGCCUCUUUGUCGUCAGCGUGCUUACCCGGCUGCAGUGGAACUGGAGGAGGAUCGUGGAGGUGGUCAUUCUGGGGCAGUUCGUGGUAGAGAAGGUCCUGUCAGAGGCGCGGAACUCGGCAAUCAUGGGGGUGGGCAUGGCGGCAGGGUCGGGAGUGAACCACAUCGCCCACCUGGCAGGGGCGCUGGUGGGAGUGCUGCUCAUCUGGAUGGUGUCCCGCCUGCCUGAUGCCAGCAGCAGGGAUAGCGGGGAGGGGAGUGGCAAGAACCCUCGUGGUCACGCCUGCCCGAUGGGAGCAGCAGGGAUGGUGGGGAAGGGAGUGGCAGGGACAGCAGCAACAGCACAGAUGGCGGGAAGGCAGCAGCAGAGUGCAACUCACGGAGCAUGCUGCUCGCCUGCUGACCCCCAAUCACUCUUUGCAUGCUCCUCUGCUGUUCCUUUGCUCUAG